This is a messenger RNA of Dichomitus squalens LYAD-421 SS1, 3727 nucleotides long. RefSeq lists its product as uncharacterized. The transcript is spliced from 6 exons. Gene Ontology annotation, molecular function: calcium:proton antiporter activity. The record is from RefSeq and is a predicted model, not a curated record. The coding region runs from base 57 to 3395 and encodes 1112 amino acids. Gene Ontology annotation, biological process: intracellular calcium ion homeostasis; calcium ion transmembrane transport. Lineage: Eukaryota; Fungi; Basidiomycota; Agaricomycetes; Polyporales; Polyporaceae. Gene Ontology annotation, cellular component: membrane; endomembrane system.
CGUCUGCAGGCUCAGAUCCCUCUUCCUCGUCGCCAUUCCCCCACGCUCCCACCGCCAUGGCCAGUGGCGCACAUUAUUCGUCCGAGCCGGAGCAGGACGACGUCGGGUUCAGCACAGUGGGAACAACGCCGACACCCAGUGCAGUCCAGGGUUCCAGAGGGCCGCUGUACCGUACCGUGAGCCACAGCUCUCAGUGGUCCGUCCCCGAGACCCCCUCCCAUCACCUCCAGGGUACGUCCUACUUCACACAGCGCCCCGCAUCGCCCACCCCACGCCGCGUGCACUCCGCGAACCCCAGUGCUGCCGGCAGGAACGUAUCCAUUAGCUCGACCACCAGGCGGAGAGGCGCGCGCAGCACGAGCGUCACAAGUUCGCAUGCCACGACGAGAGGGUACAACGAUGACGGGCAGCCCCUCAACGAGGAGAACGAGGAUGUGUCGGGCUCUGCUGAUGAGCACGAGGACUCGUCAGGCGAGGGCACUCCGCAAGCGGGUGACGGACGCGCGGCCGAUGACGAUGAGGACGAGGACCGCGAGGAGGACCCGAUAACGCUCAGGGACAGGCAGUCGCUCAUCAAUGUCGAGCAUCCCUUCGGUCUGCCCAUCUGGAAGCCGGCGUUGUACAAGAAGCAACGUUCCGUGACCAAAUACGCCGACCAGGCGCUGCAUUCGAUACCUAGUGCUCAGGCGGAGCGCCAUCUCCUGCCAGGCAACAUCUUCUGGCUUGUCGCGUUUGGGUGGUGGCUCGCUGUCAGCUUCUUCGCCGUCUCAGCUUUUCUCUACCUUAUUCCCAAAGGCGGCCGACGCUUCUCGACCCUCAUAUUCGGUCUCGGAUGGUACAUUGCAUGGCCCUUCGGGAAGUACGUAGAGGGCGAGCUCGGCGCCCUCCCUGAUGAUGAGGAACAAGGUAUCCCCCCCGGCUCUGCUGCGACAGAGCAGUUCUCUUUCCCCGAGAAUGUCCAUGCGGCGGGGAGUUCCCAGAAUUCUGCCUCUGCACAAUCGACAAUAACGCCUAGGACUGGCAUCAUCCAUGAGCCCAGCUCAGAGUCUUGGGCUGCAGUACCGACCGCGACGACAUCUCUUCUCGGGCGUUCGAAUGGCAAUUCUUCUCGUCCUUCUGUUCGUCCAGCAAAGUCAUACGGCGCCACUGUCUCCGGUGCCUAUGGCGUUGAUAUCUCCGCGGACAAGGAGGCAGAGUACUGGCUAGGCAAGGCAUGCUUCUGGCUCGCGCUCAUCACGAUCAUUGCUCCCCUUCUUCUCCUGGUCUCACUCGUGUGCUGGUUCUUCAUAUUCACCAUCCCCAUGGCGAGGCUCAACUGGGCACUCAUCAAGCACCUCUACGAGCAUCCAACGUCAAUCCGCUUCUGUGCAGCGCCGAUAAUCCCUAUAGUCCACGAGGACGAAGUUGUACGUGAGGGUGAGGAAGGCCGAGAUGUGGAGGCGACUCCGGUAGCCUUCAAGCAUGCCAGGUUGUCCGCCGGCCAAGCCGCCCCGUCCGGCUCACCAACCUCAACCGUCCUUCUGUGUACCUACAGGGCGUGGGGUUGGAAGUACUACAAGUACACGGUCGGUGGUGUCAACAUCAUCUUCGUCAACCUACUCCCAUUCGUAUUGUUCGCUAUCUUAGACGGCAUUGUCCUCCUGCCUCUGGUCGAGCGUCGCGAGCAUCAGGGAAAGCACGUUCCUGCCUUCCUUGCCUUCAUCACCUCUCGUGCACUCAUCUUCGUGAUGAGUCUGGCGUCCGUCAUCCCGCUUUCGUACUUCAUCGGCAUGGCCGUCGCGUCUAUCUCGGCCCAGUCGUCCAUCGGUAUGGGUGCAGUCAUCAACGCGACUUUCGGUUCCAUCAUCGAGAUCAUCCUCUACGGCAUCGCCCUCACGCAAAGCAAGGGCCACCUAGUCGAGGGCUCCAUCGUUGGUAGUUUGCUCGCCGGUGUGCUCUUGAUGCCGGGUAUGAGUAUGGUCAGCGGUGCGCUGAGGAGGAAGGAGUUGAAGUUUAACGCGAAGAGUGCCGGCGUUACCAGUAUGCUGCUCAUCAUGGCGUUCAUCGGUACCAUCGCUCCGACCUUGUUCUACCAGACAUACGGCAGUUUCGAGCUCAUCUGCGACGGAUGCUCGUCUCACGACGGAUCGUCUUUGACCAAGCCUUGGGUUUGCCAGCACUGCUAUUACAAGCACCCUGAUCCGGUGGAUGACCCCUUCUAUCAGUCCACGGUCAAGAGUCUGAUGUUCUUCUGUGCUGUUGUGCUCCUUCUCUCGUACCUUAUUGGUCUGUGGUUCUCGCUGCGCACACAUGCCAGUCAGAUUUGGCAGAACCCUCAGCAGCUCUUGCAAUCGCAUGAGAUCGUCGCUCCGAACAGCCGUCUAUCCCUGUACCAUCGCCUACUCCCUGGCAAGCACAGCCUGCACCACAAGCCCAGCAUUAUAACUACACACACAGUCGACAGCGAAUUACCGUCGCGGAGCGAGACCCCGGUUCCUCGCAUAAACGAGCCCAUCACAACCUCCGAAGCACAACCAUCGACUGUGCACCCUACUGUGCCUUCUCCUCUCGCCCAUACAGGGGUCGCCCGUCGCAUCUCGUAUGCGAACCCGCCGGCCGUCAACGGUCCAGGAUACACUCCCAUCAUGGAGAGCGUAGACCAUGCAAUCAAGGACUCAGGCAUCCAACCACUUGAGCUACCAGGUAGCCUCACCACGGACGAGUUCACGCGCGCCGUCGCCGUCGCCACCGUGAGCGCGCUAAGGCACCAGAACCAGGCGCGCUCGCCUGCGCGGCUGCGGACGUCGGGCGCGGAGAUGGAUGCGGGGCAUGGAGGGCACGACGCGCCGUCGUGGAGCCGGACGACGAGUGCGAGCGUACUAUUGGCUUGUACGGCGCUAUAUGCGAUCAUCGCUGAGAUCUUGGUCGAUGUCGUCGACGUCAUCCUGGAGGGCUCUGGGAUUGACGAGAAGUUCCUCGGGGUCACGCUGUUUGCGCUUGUGCCGAACACGACGGAAUUCAUGAAUGCCAUCUCGUUCGCUAUGAACGGCAACAUCGCGCUUAGUAUGGAAAUCGGGUCUGCGUACGCGCUCCAGGUCUGCCUGCUCCAGAUCCCCGCCAUGGUCGCUUUCUCUGCUUGGUACGCCCCGGAGAGGAUGGGGUCUGUUGCGGAAACUUUCACGCUGAUUUUCCCUCGUUGGGACAUCGUCGCGAUCAUCCUGUCGGUGUUCUUGAUGACCUACACCUACAUCGAGGCAAAGAGCAACUAUCAUCGUGGUAGCAUCCUCAUCCUCUCCUACCUCGUGUUGUUGUCCGGCUUUUACUACGCGCCGAACCGUUCCGACGAGGACGAGUUGAUGGCUGGUUGGUUCCAGCCGUUCGCGCAAUCACUCGGCUCAUUCUUUUCUCCUCGCUGAGCUGAGCAGCUCAGCUUGACCUUAAACAUACACACAUCCCCAUGCCCUCGUUGGGUGAUACAUAUACCAUGAUUCGUUACCGCGUCACGAUCUUCGACUUGCCAAAGUGUUCCCUCUCUUCCAGGAUUCGACAACCCCAAACCAUACGUUAUGCUUUGUCUCCGUACAUCCGAUGCCGAUCCUCGUCUCUCCCUCUCAAUAGCUACAUAAUCGACCGUCUCGCAAGUCGAUUGGACAAUGCAGUCAUGUCGCUCUCACAGCUUCACAUCACCUCGUAGUUAUGUAUCGCCAAUGUAUCCGGACUAAUACUUAGCUUUUCCGCGUACGAUCCC